Messenger RNA from Microsporum canis CBS 113480, 840 nucleotides. Its product is annotated as GTP-binding protein RHO1. Gene Ontology annotation, molecular function: GTPase activity; GTP binding. Gene Ontology annotation, biological process: small GTPase-mediated signal transduction. The record is from RefSeq and is a predicted model, not a curated record. NCBI's taxonomy places the organism in Eukaryota, Fungi, Ascomycota, Eurotiomycetes, Onygenales, Arthrodermataceae. The coding region runs from base 1 to 840 and encodes 279 amino acids. The transcript has 3 exons.
AUGUCGGUUCACACCUUUGAGGAACGAUAUGGACAUGGCCAUAUACGGCGUCACUCGUCCGUGCUCAGCGAGAAGACUCCCCCUCUAUCGCCACGACGCAAGCCUCUCCGCAGCCAGAGCACCCGGGUCAGCAACGGCACCAUCAACACAGACCUGAGUGUCUCCUCAGGGCAGGCCUCGCAGCUCUCGCAUGGCACCACCGUCACGGUGCCCCCCUCCUACUCGAAGAAGUUUGUCGUCGUGGGAGACGGUGGAUGCGGCAAGACCUGUCUAUUGAUCAGUUAUUCCCAGGGAUACUUUCCAGAGAAAUAUGUACCUACGGUGUUUGAAAACUACAUCUCCCACACCAUACAUAAGCCGUCAGGGAAGGGAGUCGAGCUGGCCCUGUGGGACACAGCAGGGCAGGAGGAAUACGACCGACUACGCCCUCUAUCCUACCCAGAGACAGACCUGCUCUUCGUCUGUUUUGCCAUUGACUGCCCCGUCUCGCUGGAAAACGUCAUGGAUAAGUGGUACCCCGAAGUCAUCCAUUUCUGCCCAACCACCCCCCUCAUCCUCGUGGGCCUUAAAUCAGACCUACGCACAAACCGUACCUGCAUCGACUUCCUCAAGGCCCAGGGUCUCACCCCCGUCACCCCACAGCAGGGCCAGGCCGUCGCCGAGCGCAUGGGCGCCACGUACGUCGAGUGCAGCAGCAAGCAGAUGCUGGGUGUCGACGAGGUGUUUGAACUCGCCGUCAACACCGUCAUCGGCGUCGAGGAGAGCGUCUGGAACCCAAAGGACUCGUCUCGGCCAAAGGGUGGCAAGAAGGUGAAGAAGAGAAGCUGCAAGCUCCUCUGA